CUAACAAAUCAAAAUACGAGGCUUAAAAACGUUUCUCUAAAUCGAAAGUUAGCAAAUUCCCUUGGAUUGAUCAUAUUGAGAUUUGACUUAUUCAAACUUAAAUCGAUAGGCACCGAUUCAUUUACUGUUCUUGAACGGCUAUGAAUCCAAACCAAACUGUACCUUCCAAUUGAAUUGAAAUCAAAAUCAAAACACCAUCACCUUCAUCGAUCGAUCUGUGCGAUUCAUUCAUUCGGAAUGGGUUCUGUAAAAAACGCAAGGAAUAAUAGCAAAGGAAGUGGAAGUGGAAGUGGAAGUGGAAAUAGAAGUGGCAAUUGUCUACCAGGAGAGGCGAAGAAGAUUCUGAAGUCGCUGGCGUCGAGAUGGGGAGAUACGAUCAUGGACGAGGACGAUGGUGGUGAUGCAUUGCAAGUGAUCCCACUCAAGGGUGCGAUGACAAACGAGGUUUACCAAAUAAAAUGGCCUACACAACAAGAGUAUUGCUCUCGCAAGGUCAUAGUCAGGAUUUACGGUGAGGGCGUCGAAGUUUUCUUCGACAGGGAUGAUGAGAUCCGUACCUUUGAGUUCAUGUCCAAGCAAGGCCAAGGCCCUCUUCUUCUCGGACGGUUCCCCAAUGGCCGAGUCGAGGAGUUCAUUCACGCUCGGACACUAUCAGCUUCUGAUCUACAUGACUCAGAUAUAUCUGCUCUUAUAGCAGCCAAAAUGAAGGAGUUUCAUGAUCUUGAUAUGCCUGGUCCAAAGAAAGUCUUACUGUGGGAUAGACUGCGUAAUUGGCUUAAAGCAGCCAAAAGUAUGUCUCCCCCAGAAGAAGCUGAGGCUUUCCGCUUAGAUGCCAUGGACGAGGAAAUAUCCAUAUUGGAAAAGACUCUUUCACACAAUAAUCAACUAAUAGGAUUCUGUCACAAUGAUUUACAAUAUGGUAACAUAAUGAUCGAUGAAACGGCGAAGUCAAUAACUAUAAUUGACUAUGAGUAUGCAAGUUACAACCAUGUUGCUUAUGAUAUAGCAAAUCACUUUUGUGAGAUGGCUGCCAAUUAUCAUACAGAAACACCUCAUAUUUUGGACUACAGUAAAUAUCCAGGUUUGGAGGAUCGUCAAAGGUUUAUGCGCAUUUAUCUGAGUUGUUCAGGUAACCAACCUAGUGAUACGGAAAUUAGGCAGCUAAUUGAAGAUGUUGAGAAGUAUACUCUUGCAAGCCAUCUGCAUUGGGGCUUAUGGGGAAUAAUAUCGGAACAUGUUAAUGAAAUUGACUUCGACUACAUGGAGUAUGCAAGGCAGAGGCUUCAACAGUACUGGUUAAGAAAGCCUGAGCUAUUGGGUUCUUUCGGAGCUACCCCGGGUGGUGUGGCUGAUGGCAGUUAAGAAGGUACAGGACACUGUUGAAGCCAUUACGUAUGCUCUAGAUGAAUAUUUGCGACAUUUGCUAGCUUAGAAGGAAUGACCAUCGGUUUGUUGAGAUCGUUGGAACUCGACUUCCAUAGAUGUAUGUAAAAAAAUGAAGAAUGGUAUUUCUCAGGUGUUGUAGUACAGGGAUAAAAUGUCGCGAAAAGUGAGGGUUAAACAUCGAUGUAAUUGUCAUUUUCUUGUGUAUAAAUUUGCAGGAGUCUUCGUGGAAUGGCUUGAUAUUAUCGUCUUGAUACUUCCGAGAAAUUUAAUGUAUAUCAGAAUUGUGUUCUUAGUGAUUUGUGUCCAUGCAUCAAGGGACUUGAUAAAUCCUAGGAUUUGGAAAUUCUUUUGACUUUAAUUCUUGUGAUUUAUAUGGAAAAUUUUGAAUGUUUCUUUUGGGAUCAAUGAA
Molecule: messenger RNA, 1795 nt
Organism: Camellia sinensis
Lineage: Eukaryota; Viridiplantae; Streptophyta; Magnoliopsida; Ericales; Theaceae
Product: putative choline kinase 2
Biological process (GO): phosphatidylcholine biosynthetic process; phosphatidylethanolamine biosynthetic process
Cellular component (GO): cytoplasm
Molecular function (GO): ethanolamine kinase activity; choline kinase activity
Source: RefSeq, a predicted model, not a curated record